AUGGGACAUAAACAACAGCGCGCUCCUCACGGAAGAUAUAUAUCUCAUAGAAUUUACAUUUAUGUAGUGGCCGUAUCCCUGGCAUUUCUGAUAUUCACUUAUUCGCCUUAUUUCAAUCGAAUAUCGUCAUCAAAAACCAAUCCAAAUUUUGAUGAUGAUGGUAAUAUAGUAGUUCCUACAAUUCCAGAUAAAGUAAACACUAAUGGAACUGUAAAUUCAAGUGGACAUUAUAGCAUAUUAUUUGUUAUUUCUACAAAAAUAAGUCAUACACGACAUAGAAGGGCAUUGAGAGAAUAUUUGUUUGGAAUUCGUAAUAACCUACAACCUUGCAUGCGUCAAGAUGGUGAUGUUUAUUAUAAAUUUCUUGUAGAACCUUACGAUGUUGUUCCGAAAUUUUUUUUACGCGAUUUCAGAGCUGAAUCUGUUGAAUAUGAUGAUAUUGUGGAAUUUCCAAACCAUAAAAAUGAAAGGUGGCAAGACAUUGUUUUAGAUUGGACUCAAAGUCUUGCCAAAGAAGAUAUCACGUUUGAUCAUUUAGCAAUAAUAAAAGACACUACAAUUAUAGAUUUACAGAAACUUAAAUUGGCUUUAGAAUCUUCAGUGAUUAACGGACAAUACUUGACUAAUGUGCAAAAAACAAAUCUGGUAUGGGGUCCAUUUGAAUCUUUAUUGUUGGACGAUCUAGCUAUUAUACUCGGCAGCAAUGCUAUCCCACUCAUUAUUGAAUCAAAACCUGUCGUUAGAACUGCCGGUAAAAGAAAGGAUGAGUUAGUAGCCCGGACUUACCACUAUUAUCGCAAAUAUCCUGCUAACACUGAUUUAUUCUUUGUUAAUGAUAUUGUGGGAUUAAUGGAAUUCCCCAAUUCUGUUGAAAAUAUCCCUGUUGACACAACAAUUGCUGUUGGUGGUGUUUACCUUGAGGAUGACUUGAAGGAUGUCGCAACACACCUUUCCAUCAAAACCACCUUAAUCUGUCAUCCCAACCAUAAUCAUCCAAGAAUUGCAGUAGUCACAAGUAGUUUUGUUUACGAUAAUUUGUGUAUGCUUCCUGUUGCAAAACCAACAGCUGACAACAAAAGGUCUUAUGCUCAACUACAUGACUACUCAUUUGUUGGUAGAUCAUAUGAAUUCGCUCAACAAAUCUACAAAAAUCGUAAAACCGUAUGGGGUAAAUUUGAUGCAAUAGAAAAAGUUUUACCUUACUAUGAUUGGAUAUUUUGGCUCGAUAUGGAUACAAUCAUUACAAAUAAAUCAGUUAGCGUCGAAAGUCUUUUGGAAAAAUUUGUAAAUAUGGUUGGUGGCGAAGAAAAUUUUAGCAAAAUAAAUUUGGUUGUUGCAAGACCUGUCCAUGAUAAAAUGAUAAAUGCAGGUGUUUUCCUGUUAAGGAAUUCAGAAUGGAGUAGAUCAUUUAUAAGAAAAUGUCAAUAUCGUACUGAUCUCUAUAAAGGAAAUAUGUAUGAGCAACGCGCAAUGUGGGAUCUUAUGAGAGAUCGUGAAUGGGAAUCGGGUGUAUUAUUGUUGGAUCAAGAUGACCGUACUUUUAAUACUUUCCCUUCACGGUUUAUUAAAGGAGAUUUUGUUGUACAUUAUGCGCCAGAUGGUUGUCCAUCAAAACCUAUGUUGGAUGCUAUGGGUAAAGUAAAAUUGAUGGAGGAAAAUCCUGACGCUGAAAUAUCACUGUCUCACGGACCAGAUCAUUAA
This is a messenger RNA of Entrophospora candida, 1701 nucleotides long. The record is from the annotation of a GenBank genome assembly. NCBI's taxonomy places the organism in Eukaryota, Fungi, Glomeromycota, Glomeromycetes, Entrophosporales, Entrophosporaceae.